This is a messenger RNA of Effrenium voratum, 837 nucleotides long. NCBI's taxonomy places the organism in Eukaryota, Dinophyceae, Suessiales, Symbiodiniaceae. The record is from the annotation of a GenBank genome assembly.
AUGCACCGGGCAGACGCCGAACGUGCAGAGGCGCAGCGGAAGCCGAGUGAGCAGGUGUUCUUUGAGGAGGGCAAACCAGAGGAGGUCCAGCAGGCCUUGGGUCUCCAGCUGGCGCCGGGGACUUUGAAGAUCUCCUGGGGCCGGCAGCUGGUGGUGCCCGGCCAAGGCGAUGGCUGUGCGCGCUUCCAUUUUGAUGACCUGUGCAGAAGGCCACUCGCCGCGGAAGACUUUCUGAUCCUUGCCACGACCUUCCACACCGUGUUCCUCCACGAUGUGCCCCGACUCUCACUGGAGGAGCACAACGAGGCGCGGCGCUUCACCAACCUGGUGGAUGCCUUGUACGAGCACUCGGUGCGGCUGAUCUGCCACAGCCGGGGCCGCAUCGACGAGGUGCUGCGGAGUAUCGAAGUGCUGCAAGGCGCCAACCAGGAUGCGGAGGACUUCGACGCAGACCGCCUGGGCGUCUUUGAAACGAUGUAUGACGACAGCCCCAACUUUCAGAUCCAGAUCAAAGAGCUGGGCAGCCGUGAAAAGUGGAGUGAGCUCCAGGAACGGCGCCGGGCAGAGGAGCAGCGCGCGGAGGCGCAGCGUCUGCAGCGCCUCAGCAACGCGCAGGCGGCCGAGGGCGACACGGGCAGCGGCUGGAGCGCCGCGCCGGCCAGCGCGGACCUCAGCGCGCCGGACCAGGGUGUGGCGGGGGUCAUGGUGGCGGCCGUGGGAUCCCUGCAGGAGAGCGGCUUCGCGGCCCGCCGGGCAGCCAGUCGUCUCAAAGAGAUGCAGACGACACCUUACCUGCAGGCAGCGCAGAGGAGGAGAGAGUCCAUGAGCGCAGCUUGA